CGCGGACCUGCGCCGGGCAGAGCGCUCCGUGCGAGCGCGCGAAGCGGUCGGGUUUGAGUCGCUUUCUGCGGAGAGACCCACUCGAGACACAUCCCGCGCCUAUCGCUAAUUUACCGCAGCUGGAGUCCCUUCGUGACCGGUUUGCCAUCGCUAUUAAACAAAAUCACGCUGUAGUUGUUUAGAGUUCAUAGUCUUGAGUUUGUGUGCAUUGCAACACGUUAACACGGAGGGGGGGGGGGUGCAUCAGGGCAUCAGACCGCGUUUGGUGGCUCCGAGUCUUGAUAAGAUAAUGUUCACACUUUGGAUGUAGGCUUCCAUUGGUAUAAGUAGCGUGCAUCUGUCUAAGACAAGAGUUGCAUGAGCGUGGCUGACCGGACUCUGCAGUGCAUCGGGGUUUAAAGGGACAGAUUCUCCUGCAGUUCAUCAGCGGGGGCAGUCGCCGCUGUGCAGCCUGUGGCGGGCAAGGGGCUUCAUCCCGGCGGAGUGGACGCCUCCUGAUCCCCCUUCUCUUGCUGCUGCUGCUGCGGGACUCAUCCAGAUAUGCCGGUGGCAGUGCCCCCAGACAAGAUGAACCUGCGGCUCAUCCUUGUGAGCGGGCGGACCAAGGAGUUCCUGUUUGCUCCCUCGGACUCGGCGGCUGAUAUCGCCCGGCAUGUGUACGAGAACUGGCCAGUCGACUGGGAGGAGGAGCAGGUGAGCAGUCCCAACAUACUGAGGCUCAUCUACCAGGGCCGGUUUCUGCAUGGCACCGUCACUCUCUCAGCUCUUAAGCUUCCCAUGGGAAAGACGACGGUCAUGCACCUGGUUGCCAGGGAAACACUGCCGGAGCCCAACUCCCAAGGUCAGAGGAACCGUGGCAAGACGGAGGAGAGCAGCUGCUGCGUGAUCCUUUAAUCGCACCUCGUGGAAAUGAAACAAAACCAGCCAUCAGCUUCUGCUGGCCGCUUCCCAUAAAUCACCUCCCCAUCUCUCCCUCGGGAGUACAUGAGGCUGUGAUUUUUAGGGAUGUGGAGUGCAGUGGGGAGCUGGGGUGGGGGUGCUGCAGU
Molecule: messenger RNA, 1046 nt
Organism: Lethenteron reissneri (Far Eastern brook lamprey)
Lineage: Eukaryota; Metazoa; Chordata; Hyperoartia; Petromyzontiformes; Petromyzontidae
Gene: UBL3
Product: ubiquitin like 3
Molecular function (GO): protein binding
Source: RefSeq, a predicted model, not a curated record